AUGCGUGUUGCGCAACUGAAGGUGCGGCGGAAGAAGAAUGUCAAGAAGGGCAUUCAGUUCUGUCUCAUGGUCUGCGGCGCAAGUGGAACCGGCCGAACCACCUUUGUCAACACACUCUGUGGAAGGCGAGUCCUCCAGCCCAAAGACGCAGACGACGCAGCGAAUGCCCACCUCGAGGAAGGCGUCAGAAUCAAGCCAGUAACUGUUGAGCUGGAAUUGGAUGAGGAGGGCACCCGUGUGUCUUUGACCAUCGUCGACACUCCCGGCUUCGGCGACCAGAUUGACAACGAAUCGGCCUUUGGCGAAAUUGUUGGCCAUCUCGAGAGACAGUACGACGAUAUCCUGGCCGAGGAGUCUCGUAUCAAGAGAAACCCUCGAUUCCGUGACAAUCGGAUCCACGCUCUGCUCUACUUCAUCACUCCAACCGGUCACGGUCUGCGCGAGCUUGACAUAGAGUUGAUGAAGCGUCUCUCCCCACGUGUCAACGUCAUCCCAGUCAUUGGCAAGGCCGAUUCGCUGACCCCUGCCGAAUUGGCUGAGUCGAAGAAAUUGGUCAUGGAAGACAUCGAGCACUACCGAAUCCCAGUCUACAACUUCCCCUACGACAUUGAAGAAGAUGAUGAAGAUACCGUUGAGGAGAAUGCAGAACUACGUGGCUUGAUGCCUUUCGCCAUUGUGGGUUCAGAGGACAUUAUCGAGAUUGGCGGGCGCCGGGUUCGUGCACGACAGUAUCCGUGGGGUAUCGUUGAAGUCGACAACCCUCGUCACUCGGAUUUCCUGGCUAUUCGUAGCGCCCUCCUGCACUCGCAUCUUGCCGACCUCAAAGAAAUCACUCACGACUUUCUCUACGAGAACUACCGAACAGAGAAACUCAGCAAGAGUGUGGAAGGGGGCGUCUCCGCCCAAGACUCGUCCAUCAACCCUGAGGACCUCGCCAACCAAUCAGUCCGCCUCAAGGAAGAACAGCUGCGACGCGAAGAGGAAAAAUUGAGGGAGAUCGAAGUGAAAGUGCAACGUGAAAUCAACGAGAAGCGACAAGAGCUACUGGCACGCGAGAGCCAGCUCAGAGAGAUCGAAGCCCGUAUGCAGCGUGAGCAAUCUGUUGGAAUGGGAGAGGACCUAAAUGGCCACGGCGAGUAA
Molecule: messenger RNA, 1140 nt
Organism: Cladophialophora carrionii CBS 160.54
Lineage: Eukaryota; Fungi; Ascomycota; Eurotiomycetes; Chaetothyriales; Herpotrichiellaceae
Exons: 5
Coding region: 1-1140 (379 amino acids)
Biological process (GO): cytoskeleton-dependent cytokinesis
Cellular component (GO): septin ring; cytosol; microtubule cytoskeleton
Molecular function (GO): GTP binding; molecular adaptor activity; GTPase activity
Source: RefSeq, a predicted model, not a curated record